AUGGCUUCAUAUAACCAGGAUAGUCAAGUCUCCGCGAACCGGAAUCGUGUCAAUCAUUCUCCAAUCGAUGUUCUUGUUAUCGGCGCGGGAAUUUCCGGUCUCACUGCUUCACUUGAGUUAGUGCGCGCCGGGCACCCGGUGACGAUAGUGGAAGCCAGGAAUCGAGUAGGUGGAAGGAUCGAUAGCCAUGAUUGGUCCAAUGGCACGAUCGACCUGGGUGCUAGCUUCUUACACGGGGUCGACGGAAACCCGCUAGUUGACCUACUCAAACAAUUCGAUGAACCUCUUCAUUUCGAGAACGAGACAGAUCCGAUCAAAAUCUAUCCGAACCAAUCCGACAGAUUGUCCGACCAAACGUCAAAGGAACUCUAUGAUCAUGCCAACGAGACCUUCUUCUCCACUGCCAGAUCGUUUUCUCAAUCAACCCUGUUACCACAUCCACAUACUCCUACGUCUUCUGGUGUGCCCUACAAUCCGCCCCCGAAAUCUCUAUACGAUUUCUUAUUGGAGUCGCCAACCUCUCCAUUGUAUAAAAGCCAUCAUACAGCCGACCAAAAAAAUAUCCUGCAAGAGAUCGUCCACUCGUUAGAUUCGUGGACCGGCGCGACAUCGGACCAAGUCUCACUGAAGUGGUGGGGUUUUGAGAAGGAGUAUACCGGUGAGGAUGCGGUCUUGCCCAAUACAUACAUGAAUAGCUUGAUCAAAAAGAUGGCCCGCGAAUUCGAGAGCUUGGGAGGCCGCAUUCUCUUGCAAUCUGAGUGUGAGCGCAUUCAGCUCCAGAUCCCAACGGGUCGGAUACGAGUAAGAGUUGCUGGGAAGCCAGAGGAGAUCGAAGCCGGCUGUUGUGUGUGCACGCUCCCUCUCGGCGUCUUGCAGGCCAAAGCUGACAUAUUCGAUCCCCCGCUUCCACCGCGACGAUUACUUGCUAUCUCGAGAACUGGUUUCGGCCUGCUUAACAAAAUCGUCGUCCGCUACAACACCUGUUGGUGGCCCAGCACAGCGCGCUGGUUCGUCCUCUUGCCAGCCGAGGCUGAAAGUGAGACGGACUCAGAGAGUGAAGGAAGUCAUCCCUCGCCCGACAGCUCGAUCACAUCGGCCAGAUCUUCGACUCCUGAAAAUCAUUGGCCAUCCCCCGCAAUGAGCGGAACAAAAAACUCUAACUCAAGACCGGAAUGUUCGGCACUCUUCUCAAAAGGCGUCAAGGUUCAGAAUUACGUGCCCAUCACCGGCGAGCCGGUAUUGGUUUUCUAUCUGGGAGCGGAAGCGGGGGAAGCGGUCGAGCACUUUACAAAUGAGCAUGUUGCUGAACUUGUCCAUGAAAAGUUACUCUCGCAAGUUCCAGUAGAGGAAAGAACCGUGGACUAUCCAGAAAUUCCGAUCGAAUGUCUCGUCACUCGCUGGAGGAGCGAUCAAUACGCGAGGGGCUCAUAUUCUUUUAUGAAGACCAAAACUUCUCUCAAGUUUAACGACCAUGGCGAAGUAGAAGAUCAAGAAGACUCAAACCCACUCGACUUGAUGGAGAUGAGCAAACCUCUUUGGGAUGGUAGAUUGGGAUUCGCUGGAGAGCACUGCUCAGUAGACCACUACGCUUGCGUCCAUGGACCUUAUAUGACUGGAUUGGAAGAAGCUCAUCGCAUCCAGUCCAACUACCACAAGUUCAACCCUCAUCCAGAACAGGAUCAAAAAGACAUUUCCAAGUUGACGACGAGCUUCGACCAGCUCAUCUGA
This is a messenger RNA of Puccinia triticina, 1728 nucleotides long. RefSeq lists its product as uncharacterized. The transcript is spliced from 5 exons. The record is from RefSeq and is a predicted model, not a curated record. Lineage: Eukaryota; Fungi; Basidiomycota; Pucciniomycetes; Pucciniales; Pucciniaceae. Bases 1 to 1728 code for a protein of 575 amino acids. Gene Ontology annotation, molecular function: oxidoreductase activity.